Messenger RNA from Rhagoletis pomonella (apple maggot), 1106 nucleotides. It is a transcript of the gene Coa8, whose product is annotated as COA8 family protein CG14806, mitochondrial. The record is from RefSeq and is a predicted model, not a curated record. Gene Ontology annotation, biological process: intrinsic apoptotic signaling pathway. The transcript has 3 exons. Gene Ontology annotation, cellular component: mitochondrion. Lineage: Eukaryota; Metazoa; Arthropoda; Insecta; Diptera; Tephritidae. The coding region runs from base 350 to 697 and encodes 115 amino acids.
CAAUUGUCUGUCAAAAAUUACCGAAAAAUUUAGAUUUUUUGCUCCCUUAAUUUCUUUGAGUAGUGUAUUAUCUGCCUACAUUGGUAGGUAAAGCCAAGCCAAAAUUUUUAUUCUUUGCGACCACAACCAGAAAAAUUUUCGUGGACCCCACUUACAACUCGUAAACUCUCAUAGUUUUUUCACGCCAACGUAGACCCCCGUCGAGUUUCCCGUGCAGAAAUUUUCAACUAUUCAAUUCGGAUAACGGAAUUCUGCGCAGAAAUGCUGUUUAUGGCGUAGUCGGAAGAGCAUUGUAAGGUUUAAGAAAAUAAGUUUUAUAAAAAAUUCACUUCAAAAAAUUGUUGUGUUCAUGCGCCAUAUGGAAGAAGAUGCGCAACGCCCUCGGAAAAAAGAAUCUCAAAAAUCAACGGAACGACAAGAAUUCAUUGGAACGUCUAAAACUGAAGUAUCAGCAGACAAAAUGAGCGAAUUCUACAAGACUUUUUUAGACAAAAAUAGAAAAACUCAUUUGCAGUAUAACUACAUAUGGUAUAAGAAAAAUUUUGAAAUGCUUAAACUAUCUUUUAGAGUUUAUCUUGAACGACUUUUGAGAAAACGUAAAUCUACACUGACACAUUGCAACUUCUCGGCUGCCAUAUUAAAUAUCUACACUACUUUUAACAAAAAAUCAAACAAAAAAAAAGACUUUUUAAUAUAAAAAUGAAAAUGAAAUGAAAAACAUUGGGCGCAUGCAAUACAAUUUAUCAUAUAAUAAAUAAUAUAUAAUUCAUUAACAAUUCCUUUAAUUGACAAUAAGUCUGAGUUUGCUAACACAGGUGUUUUUAGCAUGAGGACCUCGUAAACAGUACCAGCGCAUACCAGUGGUUGCAUUUAUAUGGGGAGAGCGGCCAAAAAUACUUUUAAUGGACAUAUCGGAAUAAAAUUUUUACCCUAAGGUCUGUUAAGAAUAAAAACUGUAAUAUGUAAAAGUGGGCGGGGUUGGACACGCCCACAUACAGUCAUGUGAAAUAUAAUAGGGAGACGACAUUGUGACCAGUUUCGGCUAUUUUUUUUGUUUGUUUAAUGUUUAUUUUUUUUAUAAAAAUACAACUCACUAUCUAACAAAA